Molecule: messenger RNA, 1334 nt
Organism: Aspergillus candidus
Lineage: Eukaryota; Fungi; Ascomycota; Eurotiomycetes; Eurotiales; Aspergillaceae
Gene: gpdA
Product: glyceraldehyde 3-phosphate dehydrogenase GpdA
Exons: 6
Coding region: 141-1151 (336 amino acids)
Biological process (GO): glucose metabolic process
Molecular function (GO): NAD binding; NADP binding; oxidoreductase activity, acting on the aldehyde or oxo group of donors, NAD or NADP as acceptor
Source: RefSeq, a predicted model, not a curated record
CUUGACCCCUCCCCCACCAUCCUACUUCUCUUCUUCUUCUCUCUCUCUCUCUCUUCUCUUCUCUUUCAUCCAUUCAUCACUUCCCUUCACUCUUCAUCUUCUACCAUCUCCCCCUUUUUCAAAUUUCAUCUAUCACCACAAUGGUUCCCCAGGUUGGUAUCAACGGCUUCGGUCGUAUCGGUCGUAUCGUCUUCCGUAACGCCAUCGCUGCUGGCAACGUUGACGUCGUCGCUGUCAACGACCCCUUCAUUGAGACCCACUAUGCUGCCUACAUGCUCAAGUAUGACAGCACCCACGGACAGUUCAAGGGCUCCAUUGAGCUGUUCGACGGUGGUCUGAUCGUCAACGGCAAGAAGAUCCGCUUCUACUCCGAGCGUGACCCCGCCAACAUCCCCUGGGCCGAGACCGGUGCUGCCUACGUCGUCGAGUCCACCGGUGUCUUCACCACCACCGAGAAGGCCUCUGCUCACUUGAAGGGUGGUGCCAAGAAGGUCAUCAUCUCCGCUCCCUCCGCGGACGCCCCCAUGUACGUCAUGGGUGUCAACAACAACACCUACACCAAGGAUGUCAACGUCCUCUCCAACGCCUCUUGCACCACCAACUGCCUGGCCCCCAUGGCCAAGGUGGUCAACGACAACUUCGGCCUGGUUGAGGGUCUCAUGACCACCAUCCACUCCUACACCGCCACCCAGAAGACCGUCGAUGGUCCCUCCGCUAAGGACUGGCGUGGUGGCCGCACUGCGGCCCAGAACAUCAUCCCCAGCUCCACCGGUGCCGCCAAGGCUGUCGGCAAGGUCAUCCCUUCGCUCAACGGCAAGCUGACCGGCAUGGCCAUGCGUGUGCCCACCGCCAACGUCUCCGUCGUUGACCUGACCUGCCGCACCGAGAAGCCCGUCACCUACGACCAGAUCAAGAAGACCAUGAAGGCUGCCUCCGAGGGCGAGCUCAAGGGCAUCCUCGGCUACACCGAGGACGACAUCGUCUCCUCCGAUCUCAACGGCGAUGAUAACUCCUCCAUCUUCGAUGCCAAGGCCGGUAUCGCCCUGAACGAGCACUUCAUCAAGCUCGUCUCCUGGUACGACAACGAGUGGGGAUACUCCCACCGUGUUGUUGACCUCAUCGCCUACAUUGCCGGUGUGGAUUCGCAAUAGGAAUCAGGUCGGAGCGUGGGGGCCAAGAGUCUCCUUUAAAUGACCCAAAACAACGCUUCGUGGCUGUGGGACCUGUCGCCUUCUGGACACGGGCUUGAUGGAUCGCGUCCACUAGCAUAAAAGCACAUGAUAACGUACUACUUUAAUGAAAUGAUACAUUAACGUCCAAAUACAUCAACGUCC